GGCUCGGGGCUGCACAGAAGUCCACCGGCCCAACCCCGUGGGCUCUAUUUAUUUAUUUAUUUUUGGAGCGACGCUGUCCCUAGGUCGCUGAUCCCAAUGCACCGGCUCGUCUUAGUCUCCAUUCUCGUGUGCGCGAACUUUUGCUGCUUUCAGAACACUUUUGCGACUCCGCAGAGCGCAUCCAUCAAAGCUUUGCGCAAUGCCAACCUCAGGAGAGAUGAGAGCAAUCACCUCACAGACUUGUACCGGAGAGAUGAGAACGUUCGGGUGACAGGCAAUGGCCACGUGCAGAGUCCUCGCUUCCCCAACAGCUACCCAAGGAACCUGCUCCUGACAUGGCGACUCCAUUCCCAGGAGAAAACACGGAUACAACUGGCCUUUGACCAUCAAUUUGGACUAGAGGAAGCAGAAAAUGAUAUUUGUAGAUAUGACUUUGUGGAAGUUGAAGAUGUCUCAGAAAGCAGUACCAUUGUCAGAGGAAGGUGGUGUGGCCACAAGGAGAUCCCUCCAAGGAUAACUUCAAGAACAAACCAGAUUAAAAUCACAUUUAAAUCUGAUGACUACUUUGUGGCAAAACCUGGAUUCAAGAUUUAUUAUUCAUCUGUGGAGGAUUUCCAACCUGAAGCAGCCUCAGAGACCAACUGGGAAUCGGUCACAAGCUCUUUCUCUGGGGUGUCCUAUCACUCUCCAUCAGUAACGGACCCCAAUCUCACUGCCGAUGCCCUGGACAAAACUGUUGCUGAAUUUGAUACUGUGGAAGAUCUACUUAAGUACUUCAAUCCAGCAUCUUGGCAAGAUGAUCUAGAGAAUUUGUAUCUGGACACCCCUCAGUAUAGAGGCAGGUCAUACCAUGACCGGAAGUCCAAAGUGGACCUGGACAGGCUCAAUGAUGACGUCAAACGUUACAGUUGCACUCCCAGAAAUCACUCAGUGAAUCUCAGAGAGGAGCUGAAGCUGACCAAUGCAGUCUUCUUCCCACGCUGCCUACUCGUACAGCGCUGUGGUGGCAACUGCGGUUGCGGAACUGUCAACUGGAAGUCCUGCACAUGCAGCUCAGGGAAGACAGUGAAGAAGUAUCAUGAGGUAUUGAAGUUUGAGCCUGGCCAUUUUAAGAGAAGGGGCAAAGCUAAGAAAAUGGCUCUUGUCGAUAUCCAGUUGGAUCAUCAUGAGCGAUGUGACUGUAUCUGCAGCUCAAGACCACCUCGAUAAAACACUAAGCACAUCUGUACAGUGAGCAUGAAAGGACUUUUAGGUUAAGAAAACAUGGUAUGGGACCUUUGUCCCACUCUAAACAGCCAAAAUUGCUUCUAACCUAUAGUGCAGUGAAUACAU
This is a messenger RNA of Grammomys surdaster, 1332 nucleotides long. RefSeq names its product platelet derived growth factor D (gene Pdgfd). Gene Ontology annotation, biological process: positive regulation of phosphatidylinositol 3-kinase/protein kinase B signal transduction; positive regulation of MAP kinase activity; platelet-derived growth factor receptor signaling pathway. The transcript is spliced from 7 exons. Lineage: Eukaryota; Metazoa; Chordata; Mammalia; Rodentia; Muridae. The coding region runs from base 97 to 1209 and encodes 370 amino acids. Gene Ontology annotation, molecular function: growth factor activity; platelet-derived growth factor receptor binding. The record is from RefSeq and is a predicted model, not a curated record. Gene Ontology annotation, cellular component: membrane.